Messenger RNA from Pseudopipra pipra, 3220 nucleotides. It is a transcript of the gene ERRFI1, whose product is annotated as ERBB receptor feedback inhibitor 1. The coding region runs from base 217 to 1611 and encodes 464 amino acids. Gene Ontology annotation, biological process: negative regulation of epidermal growth factor receptor signaling pathway; regulation of keratinocyte differentiation. The transcript has 4 exons. NCBI's taxonomy places the organism in Eukaryota, Metazoa, Chordata, Aves, Passeriformes, Pipridae. The record is from RefSeq and is a predicted model, not a curated record.
GCCCGCGCCCCGCAGUCACAUGGCGGCGGCGCCCCCCGGCCCCGUGCCCGCGCACCGGGGCCGCUUGGCCGCGGCUCGGGGUCGCCCCUUCCGUGCCGCGCCGGGCCCCGCCGCUGGCGAGAGGAGCGGGGGCCGUGGCUGGGAAUGAAAACCGCAGGAAACCUGUCAAGUACUGAAUAUCUAAGGUCGUGAGACAUCACCAGAGAACGCUGUACAAUGUCAACUGCAGGAGUUGCUGCUCAGGAGAUGAGAGUCCCAUUAAAAACCGGAUUUCUUCACACUAGUCAAGGCAUGGGGAGUUUGAAAACCUGCUGGGGUAGCCACAGUGGAUUUGAAAAUACUUUCUUUAAUGUGGACCCUAUAGCAGUGGCAUAUAAUUUAGGUCCAUCGACAGAGCAGCAUUUGCCAUCCAUUGGGCACUCUUCCAACCAGGCUUCCAUGAAUGACCACAUUGCUGAAAGUUGCAUCCAAGACCCAUCUCAGAAAUCCAGUCCACUUCCUGUAAGUCCCAAAAGUGAACCGACAGUUUCAAGAUAUGAAGACCAUCUCGUUCCUGGCUUUAGUAAACUGUCAUUAACCAUGAGCUGUGUUUCUGAAGAAACACCUCCUCACAUGGCAAUAAAAAAUGGACCAAUUCAAUUUCUGUCUGCAUCUUCCAAUGAUCGUAGCUCCAGGCCUCUACCCCCUCUACCUAUUUCUGAAGACCUUGCUUCAGAUGAGGUUGACAAAGAAGUGGAAUUCCUGACUAGCUCAGAUACUGACUUUUUGUUAGAAGAUUAUGAACUUCCUCCUUUUAAAGCCAGUGCUCCAAGUCGGCGGAGCUUUAGGGGCUGUGGACAGAUCAACUAUGCAUACUUUGAUACUCCAGCAGGACCAAAACCAGAAGAUUCCAACCCUACACAAAGCCUAAAUGUAUACAUAUCCAGUAUUUACCCUCCUCCACAGCAGCUGCAUCGACGCUUGCGAAGGUCCCAUUCUGGGCCAGCUGGAUCUCUUAAUAAACCAAUAGUAAGACUAUCUGGACACUUAAACAGGUCUUCUCCAACCUCUGAUGAAGAUAAACCAGAGAUUCCACCAAGGGUUCCCAUACCUCCAAGGGCGCUCAAACCAGACUACAGAAGGUGGUCAGCAGAAGUUGCUUCUAGCGCGUACAGCGAUGAAGACAGGCCUCCAAAAGUACCCCCAAGAGAACCUCUGUCACACAGCAAUUCCCGUACCCCGAGUCCCAAAAGCCUCCCAUCAUACCUCAAUGGGGUUAUGCCCCCCACCCAGAGUUUUGCACCUGAUCCUAAGUAUGUCAGCAGCAAAGCUCUACAAAGACAAAAUAGUGAAGGAUCUUCAAACAGGGUCCCUUGCAUUCUUCCAAUUAUUGAAAAUGGUAAGAAGGCCAGUUCAACACACUACUAUCUGCUACCUGAAAGGCCUCCAUAUUUGGACAAGUAUGAGAAAUUCUUCAGAGAAGCAGAAGAAAGGAGCUCUAACACUGAGGUUCAGUCCUGGUCUGGUGACUGCACAGCCACCUCAGCUCCAACAAAACUGGACUCAAAACCCAGAAUGGACAUAGGUGGUCACCUGAAACGAAAACACCUGUCUUACGUGGUUUCCCCGUAGUUUCUGGGAGCACAGGCAGUCCCAGCUCAGUUGUUCAGGAUGGAGCUGAACUUUAUCAUGUUACAAAGUUCUUAUGGUUCUCAGAUAAUGAAGUAGGAGCAGUUUGACCUCUGAGAACUGGAAAGUGGAUCGUAAAGUCCUCUUAUGCUGCAUAUAUUCGAUAUGUUUCUUAAGACUCUUUUUGUUUGUCUAGGUAUGUAAGCUGAAAACCUACAAAGUUCCCGUACAAAGAAACAUGGAGGGAUAGUAGUCACAGCUGGCCAGUUGUAUGCUACCUAGAUGAACGUAUUUGGUAGUCACAUUAUCAAAAAAAAAAAUUAAAAUCGAGCUUUGCUGAUGAGUCACUUAUAAAGCAGACAACAGACCAAGUAAUGCAGUACACUUUUUGUAUUGGGUAUUUUCCAAAAUUUCUUUUAUACAGUAACCGUACUGAGAACAGACUCUGUUCUCUUUGACUAGGCUAUGUCAGCCUGAUAAGAAGGUAACUGCAAGAUUUGAUACCCACUUCAAGACUUGGCAGGCAUAUUGGAAGCACAUUUUGAAAGUUUAAUCUAUUUUACAAAUUAAUUUGAUGCUAAUAGACUUUUAAAGUGAGUUGGUUUUGUGGAUUCACUUGCUAGACACACUUGGCUCAGUUUUGCAGUUUUUCCUAGAAGAGACUUGGACCAGCUAUUGCUAAGCCUCUGCUGCUGCUCUUUUCCUGCUGGAUCCUAGAUACGUGUGAGAGUGUCCUGAGCAGCCACACGGUUGCUGUCAGGUAGGCAGUAACAACUGUGUGCUCACCUAGAGUCUGAAAUUCUGACUGUAUUAAAUACAGAAACACAGCACAAGCUGGUCUUGUGUUUUGGUUUCUGUUCAGUAUUUUAGGGGAGGAGGAGGAGGGUAUGAGGGAAAAACAUGAUUCCAUUUAUGAACAGUGUCAGUCCCGUCUCCUGCUGCUUUAAUGCUGCUUCUUGCUGUUUAUUUUUUCUUCACUGUGCCUCAGCCAUCCACUGAAGUUCACUGAGGUGCCACAUUAGCAGUUUCUCAUGCUCAUUUUGGUUACAUUUAUCCCCUUACAGAAAAGCACAAGAGAAAGGGUGCUCAUUAAUGGGGGUACAGAAGAUGAAUGUGUUCCCCCUAACAGAAGUAAACAAGCUGUUUACAGUUUAAACUGCUGAAUGAGAUGUUUGAGCUAUUUUAAAGCUUACUUUUUAUUUGUUUUAGUACAAACUAAAUGAAGGUGAAAUACAUGCUAUAGAAAUGCACUGAUAUUUCUGCAUCAUGUACAGUAUUGAAUAAAAAAUAAUUCACUUUGUAUUUUGAAUAUUGUCAUGUCUUGAGUUUAAUAAAGUUAUAAAAUAUUUAUGAUACAUUUUGGAUUUUGCUUUAUUGAAUAGUACAUGCAAUUGUGCAUUGGAGUUCUGCAUUUACUGCAAAGUUCAAAGUCAGUAAUGUUAAAUAUACAACAAAUGUUGAAUUCACCUUGCAUUAAAUUAGAAUUAAGACUGCUGCAGAAGUGUUCAAUAACUCACAUUGCACACUGUUAAUUUUAAUGCCUCGUUACUGCCUGGUAGCAUGUUGUCUAUAGUUUUGUGCUGGCAAUAAAAGAUUCUGUGAGAUUAAGUUA